AUGCCCAAGAAAGGAGGGAAGCACGCUGAAAUGGGAAAAGAAACGCAGACACAAUGUAAACGAGCAAAGGUGGAAGCAGCUUGUUCUCCAUCAGUCCUGAGUUUUGAGAACCCAGACAGCCUCUUUGGAAGCUUGAUCUCUCCCAUCAAACCAGAGUUGUUUUUCAGGGAGUAUUGGGAGCAAAAGCCGCUGCUUGUUCAAAGAAAUGACCCCCGGCUGGCUGCUUACUACCAGUCCCUGUUCCAGUUGUCAGAUUUGAAGGAACUGUGCAGCCGGGGUCUAUUCUAUGGGCGAGAUUUAAAUAUCUGCAGAUGUGUUAAUGGAAAAAAGAAAGUUUUAAAUAAAGAAGGCAAAGUGAACUACAUGCAGCUAAAGAAGGAUUUUGACCAGAAAAAGGCAACAAUACAGUUUCAUCAGCCUCAGAGAUUUAAGGAGGAGCUGUGGAAGAUUCAGGAGAAGCUGGAGUGCUACUUUGGAUCUCUGGUUGGGUCGAAUGUUUACAUUACUCCCCAAGGGUCGCAGGGCCUUCCCCCUCACUACGAUGAUGUUGAGGUGUUUAUCCUUCAGCUAGAAGGUGAGAAACAUUGGCGACUCUAUAAACCAACGGUGCAUCUAGCUCGGGAGUAUAAUGUCGAAUCAGAAGAUAGGAUUGGGAAUCCCACACAUGAAUUCAUAUUAAAG
Cariama cristata (Red-legged seriema) is the source of this 681-nucleotide messenger RNA. RefSeq names its product bifunctional lysine-specific demethylase and histidyl-hydroxylase MINA-like. The annotation marks the transcript as partial. The record is from RefSeq and is a predicted model, not a curated record. Gene Ontology annotation, cellular component: nucleolus. Gene Ontology annotation, molecular function: histone H3K4 demethylase activity; histone H3K36 demethylase activity. NCBI's taxonomy places the organism in Eukaryota, Metazoa, Chordata, Aves, Cariamiformes, Cariamidae. The transcript is spliced from 3 exons.